Cladophialophora psammophila CBS 110553 is the source of this 1746-nucleotide messenger RNA. RefSeq lists its product as uncharacterized. The transcript has a single exon. The record is from RefSeq and is a predicted model, not a curated record. Gene Ontology annotation, molecular function: oxidoreductase activity; flavin adenine dinucleotide binding. NCBI's taxonomy places the organism in Eukaryota, Fungi, Ascomycota, Eurotiomycetes, Chaetothyriales, Herpotrichiellaceae. Bases 1 to 1746 code for a protein of 581 amino acids.
AUGAUUUCGGUCGAACAGCCUAAAAACAUUGUUAUUGUCGGAGGCGUUGCCGGUGGCAUGUCGUGUGCCACUCGGCUUCGUCGUCUAGAUGAGAAAGCAAAUAUCAUUGUCCUGGAAAGGGGCAAGUAUGUCAGCUACGCCAACUGCGGAAUCCCGUAUGCUUUGGGAAAUGUCAUCAAAGACGAGGCCAAAUUGCACGUUCAAACAAGCGAGAAGAUUGCAAGCUGGUUCAACAUUGAUGUGAGGACUGAGGUCGAACUUGUAGCGAUUGACAGGCCAAACAAAGUCAUCCAUGUCAAAUGCGUCGGGAACAAGAAUGGCAAGUUGCACUGCGACAUCGAAAACAUCAGCUACGACAAGCUUGUGCUGGCCCUCGGCGCUGACGCUUUCAUACCACCCAUGAAGGGCAUUGAUUCGGAACAUGUUUUCACGCUUCAAACUAUUCCAGACUUGGAGCAGAUUCAGUCAUAUAUUGCAACACACGGGUGUCGGAACGCGGCAGUCAUAGGAGGGGGAUUUAUAGGCCUCGAAGCCGCGGAAAAUCUUCGAUUGCUGGGCCUGAACGUCACGAUCCUGGAAUACUUGCCCCAUAUCUUCCCACCAGUCGACCAUGAUAUGGCCGUGCCUUUGCAAAAGGAAAUGGAACGCAAUGGAAUGCGCCUCCUUUUGAACGCCCGCAUUACCGAGAUCACACCAACGGGAUCUAAUAAGCCCAGCCAGAUUCUGCUCAAUGGGACUGAUCCGGUCGAGGCAGACCUCAUCAUUGUGAGCGUGGGAGUGCGUGCGCGAACCGCUAUUGUCGAGGAUGCUGGCAUCCAGAUUGGUAAAUCAGGUGUCAUCGUGAAUGACACAAUGCAAACAUCCGACCCCGACAUCUACGCGGUAGGGGACAUGGUCGAAACUCCACAUUUGGUGUCCGGACAUCCGGUCAGAAUCGCCCUGGCCGGUCCUGCCAAUCGUCAGGGGCGUCUCGCCGCUGAUAACAUUUGCGGACUGAGUGCCAACUAUCGCGGGAAUGUCGGCACGGCGGUUUGCAAAGUCUUCGAUUUAACCGUCGGCGUGGUGGGGUUGUCCGUCGAGGCAUUGAGAUCCAUGGGGCGCGGGGACAAAACAAAAUAUCUGACCAUUCAUCCUUCACACCAUGUGGGAUAUUAUCCUGGGGCCGAGCCGAUGGUUUUGAAGGUCGCUUUUGAAGCGGAUUCGGGUCGUUUGCUCGGAGCACAAAUCGUCGGCAAGCAAGGAAUUGACAAGAGAACAGACGUGCUCGCAAUGGCAAUUCGUGCUGGUAUGAGCGUCGAAGAUCUGGAACAUGUUGAGCUUGGUUAUGCUCCCCCAUAUGGAGCGGCAAAGGAUCCAGUCAACAUGGCAGGCUUUGUGGGCGGCAACAUAUUGAGAGGCCUCAUGCAACCAGUCUAUGCUGAAGACCUCGUCAAGGAAGUCUGUUUCGAAAGCGGUGAUGGCACUCAAGAAAGACGUUUGCCCAAAAAGUACCAGGUCGUCGAUGUGCGCACCCCUGAGGAGUUCUGCAAGGGUCAUUUGAUUGGUGCUGUUAACGUUCCACUCGAUACCCUCCGGAGAUCAUUGCAUCUGAUGGACAGAAGCAAGAAAAUCUUGGCAUAUUGCCAGGUAGGAUACCGUGGUUAUCUGGCAUACCGUAUCUUGAAGCAGAACGGGUUUGAAGCUGUCAACCUGAAUGGUGGCUUUAAAGCUGUCUGUGUUGGAGGGUAUGAUUCACUAAUCGAUUAA